AUGGUCUCUCCCACCGCUCUGCUGAGCACUCGGUCGAUGCAACGCCACUGGCUGUUGCUCUCCUCCCACGGUGCUCGUGCAUCGACCGUUGCGCCGUCGUCUGCGGCAGCUUCAAGCCCGAUCCGUGCGACGCGACUACAGCCUUACCUAUGCCCUAGACUCUCACCCCGACCGUUGUCCUUCGUUCUUGCUCAGCCUCUCCAGUCUAGGCCAUUCUCGUCCACUCGUUCCGUCGCUCUACCUGCUUCGUCAGCCUCGAAAGAGGUCGCAACGACGUCGACGUCCGGUUCGGCUUCGUCGGAAAAGGCCGUCGCACCCAAGGAAGAUGCCCCGCCCAAGGGGACCCGCCUGCAGAGGAUCUGGGCCAGCAUCAAGAAGGAGGCCAGCCAUUAUUGGCACGGCACCAAGUUGUUGGGCAAGGAGAUUCGCAUCUCGGCGAGGAUCCAGGGCAAGCUCCUCGGCGGCAAGAAGCUCACUCGACGGGAGAGGCGUCAGGUCAGUCGAGGCCGGCGCCAUGUUACGACGGUCUACACUUCUUUCAUGUUGCUAAACACAUCUUGUGCACUUCCCACAGCUCAAACGCACGACCCAAGAUUUGCUGCGCCUGAUCCCCUUUUCCGUGUUCCUGAUCGUCCCCUUCAUGGAACUGCUCCUGCCCGUCGCACUCAAGCUCUUCCCCAACAUGCUCCCAUCCACAUUCACCGACAAGUUCAAGGAGGUACGUUACGCUGUGCACUCACAUCCGGAAAGGUCCCCCGAGAAGGUGCCUGCUGACCGAGGUCCUCUCUUUGCUUCCCCUCCGACCGCACGUGCGCCGACGGUCUCCCAUUCUUCGUGCUCAUCAGGACGAGAAGAAGCGCAAGUUGCUUAAAGUUCGACUGGAAAUGGCCAAGUUCUUGCAAGAGACGAUCCGAGAGACCGGUGUCAAGAGUGCCGACAAGAUCAAGGAGUCCGAAACGUUCAAGGAGUUCUUCCGCAAGGUACGCGAAGAUACUUCAACCACCAAAAGGCGAUGGGGGCAUGCUCACUGAUUCGGAGGGAUUCCUGUGGCACAGGUUCGAAGUACCGGUGAAUCACCUACCACGGACGAAGUCGUCAAGGUCGCAGAGCUCUUCGAGGACGACCUCACGCUCGACAACUUGUCCAGGCCUCAACUUGUUUCCAUGUGCCGGUGCGUCUGUGCCUAUCCUGCCUACAUGGUAUCUCAAAAUGAUUUAACAAUGUGUGGGAGCGUGGUCACAGCUAUAUGAACAUCAACGCCUUCGGGACCGACAACUUUUUGCGAUACACGAUCCGAUCGCGCAUGCGUCAAAUCAAGGAAGACGACACGGUCAGUCCAGGUAUCAUAUUCGUGACAGUGGCCUUAGUACUGAGGUUUGCUUGAAAUCAGUCCAUCGCGGCCGAAGGUAUCUCUGUCCUCUCGUUCUCGGAAUUGCAACACGCGUGCCAAUCCCGCGGUAUCCGAACCAUCGGCGUCAGCGAAGAGCACCUUCGCUCCGAGUUGAGCCAAUGGGUCGAUCUACACGUCAAUCGCGGUCUCUCCGGCACGCUCCUGAUCCUGUCCAAAGCGUUCGCCUUCAACCGCGGUAUCCGCGAGACCGCUGGCGUCGACAAGGACGCCGAGGCCGAUGAGAUCAUGCGCUCACUCAAGGACACGCUCGCGAGUUUGCCCGACAACUUGCUCAACGAGGCCGAAUUGGAGGUCUCGAGCGAUUCGGCGUCGUAUAAGCAACGGUUGGAGGUACUGCAACAACAAGAGGAGCUGAUCGAGGAUGAGGAGGAGCAGGAAACGAAGGAGACGGAGGCGAGGAAGUUGAAGAAGGAGGCCGAGGAGGCGGCCAAGGAGCAGGCCAAGCAAGAAGAGGCAGAGAGAAAGAGGCUCGAGGCUGAGGGGAAGGAGAAGGUCAAGAUUGGCGAGGAGAAGGAGCAAGCGAGUGACAUGUUGCCGCAGGGCGAGGUCGAAGCUGCGACCAAGGCCGAUGCGGAACACCUCGUGACGGAGCCAGAGGUCGAGGUGACGAAUCCCGAAGACGUGAGGAUGACGAGCGAGCAGGUUACCGAGUUGGGCCAGGCACUCGAGAUCUUGUCGGCGAAGUCGUCAGUCAUGAAGGAACGCGAAGAGUUGAAGAAAUUGGUCGAGGAGAACAAGCAGGCCGAAGCCGAUGGGGCCAAGCCGAACCCACUCGCCAAGAGGCUCAAGGGUGUCCUCGCCAAGAUCGACCAACAACUCGAGGCGUUCGACAACGAGGUCGGCUCGAGGCUCAACAUGUUCGAGGCUGAUUACGAGGGCAAGAUCGCGGUUAAGGAUCUGCGCAAGGCUUUGGAGGUCAUUGCGCAUCGACCGACGGACGAGGCGAUCGAGAUCCUCCUCAAGAAGCUCGACGUUGAUGAGGAUCGAUUCGUUCCGAUUGAUGAGAUUGUCGCGCUGAGUGAAGGGGAAGGGUUGGGUAUCGUGGUCAGUGAGGACACGGCGGCGAGCGAGUUGAAGAGUGAUGCCAGUGCUGCACGAAGCGAAGCUCGGGACUGGAGGAGCCAGCCGGCUGCAUCGACAACGGAUGCUUCGUCUUCGUCCUCGAAGGAUGCCUCGAGCGGAGCAAGUAGUGAUUCGUCGUCUUCGUCGUCGUCGUCGUCGUCGUCGUCGUCCAAGAAGAAGGACAAGCAGCCCAAACUCAAAAAGGAGGAUGUCGUCGAAGGCUGA
Microbotryum saponariae is the source of this 2698-nucleotide messenger RNA. NCBI's taxonomy places the organism in Eukaryota, Fungi, Basidiomycota, Microbotryomycetes, Microbotryales, Microbotryaceae. The record is from the annotation of a GenBank genome assembly.